Molecule: messenger RNA, 252 nt
Organism: Haemonchus placei
Lineage: Eukaryota; Metazoa; Nematoda; Chromadorea; Rhabditida; Trichostrongylidae
Source: the annotation of a GenBank genome assembly
UUGAAUGUCUUUCAUUGUCUUCUUUUUGAAUGUCAAGGAUAUCUUUCAGGUCCUUCAAACGAUUAUCCUCCUCGUCCUCCAGGGAAUGGUCCUUUAGGUCUUCCGAGUGGAUAUCCUCCUUGUUCUUUAGAGGAAGGUCCUCCACGUCUUUGGAAUGAAUACCCUGCUUGUGCAAACGGAUAUCCUCUUCGUCCUCCGGCAAAUGGUCCUCUGGGUCCUUGGGACGGAUAUCCUCCUUGUCCUCCGGCGUAA